AUGGAUGCCGUAGUAGAGACGCUAGGGAGACAAGCAGUAGAGGUGGGCUUACAUGACGUGAAUCCCUCGUCCAGUCUAAUAUUGUGUGCUAUGUCCUGCCUGGCUGCCUGUCAUGGGCCACAGGGGACGAGGCACAAGAGCACCGGGCACAGUGAUUAUGUAGGUGGCCAAUCGUUUUCUUACACUGCCACGACAUGUCCAAAGGGACGAGCGGCGGCGAGCGGCGACGACCAGUGUUGGGGACAGAACAGUUCAACAGGAUAA
Pyricularia grisea is the source of this 264-nucleotide messenger RNA. RefSeq lists its product as uncharacterized. NCBI's taxonomy places the organism in Eukaryota, Fungi, Ascomycota, Sordariomycetes, Magnaporthales, Pyriculariaceae. The transcript has 3 exons. The record is from RefSeq and is a predicted model, not a curated record. The coding region runs from base 1 to 264 and encodes 87 amino acids.